AUGGAUGGAGACUCUCCCGCUUAUAGGUUUUUGGGAAGAAAUAUAAAUUCAAAAAUAGACAUCAUAAAUUUUUCCCCAGCAAAGAAAAUUACACAAAAUAAUCCGUUGGGAGAGAUAGAUGAGGAGAAAAAACGGCGAGUCAAAGAAAAGCAUUUUGAAAAUAAUGACCUAGUAUGGGUCAGAGAUCAUUCGGGGAGUGGAAAUUGGCGAGAAGGGAAGGUCAUCGGUAAAAAUGGAGACUAUAUAUACCAAGUUAAACUUGAGAAUGGAAAAACUUCAAAUGCCCAUACUGAUCAACUGCGAGUCCGCAAAAGUGGACUUAGAAAUUCAGCGUCCUUUUAGGAUAGAACGGAAAAAAAAUUUUCUUGUAAAUAUCCCUAUCUUUUUUAAAUUCUUUAAAAUUAUUUUCAAUCUCUUCCCCCUUUUCCCAUUCACAUAUAUCCAAUUUUACUUAAUAAUUCUUUUGUUUUUGAAAUUUUACCAUU
Meloidogyne enterolobii is the source of this 485-nucleotide messenger RNA. The record is from the annotation of a GenBank genome assembly. NCBI's taxonomy places the organism in Eukaryota, Metazoa, Nematoda, Chromadorea, Rhabditida, Meloidogynidae.